Molecule: messenger RNA, 4011 nt
Organism: Planococcus citri (citrus mealybug)
Lineage: Eukaryota; Metazoa; Arthropoda; Insecta; Hemiptera; Pseudococcidae
Product: chromatin assembly factor 1 subunit A-like
Exons: 12
Coding region: 425-3727 (1100 amino acids)
Biological process (GO): nucleosome assembly
Cellular component (GO): nucleus; CAF-1 complex
Source: RefSeq, a predicted model, not a curated record
GCGCGCAUCAUACAGGGACAGUAUUUUCGCGCCUUAUCUGUAAAUUUGAGAAAAAAACAAGUGAUGAAGCGAAUGGUGCAGAGAAUAUUCACCAAUUCUUUUGUGCUGAAAUCUCCGUACUUUAUUAGUUGAAUUAAUUCAUUCGUCAAUUUUAAACUGACGGCGAAAUAAAGUAUUUGUGUUCGGUGUUUUCGUGAUGUAAAAUAGCUUUGUGUUGAAUACGCGGUGAUUUUAUUUUUGGAUAGUGCCUUCCUUUACUUGAUGUGGCCGCAUUACUAGCACUAGGUUCGUUUCCGUAGUGAUAUAAUGAGAAGUAACAACUUGGAUUAGCACUAUUUGCGUUCAUUUCAUAUUGCUGGCGCUGCAACCAUUUCAAAUCUUGUAUAUUGGCUGCGUUAUUGUCGCUGCGAACGUGAAAUAACCAAUGAACGGUAUGCCGGAACAGAAAUUAAAACAAGCGCGACUACCGUUCAAAUCAACCACGACGAGAAAAACGACUAUUCCCGAGGCUGGUAAGAAAAGAAAGCACGAAGAUGAUUCCGAAAAUACGCCCCAACCUGCGUACAUAGACUUGACGGAAGAGAAGGAACGUUCGCGGUCUCCUUCGAAUAUCGAUACAGCCGAUACGGGGGUAAAAAGCAACAAAGUAUGUAUCAUUCGAGCCGAAUCCGAGUCAGCGAAUUCCCAUUCCAAUUGUACCGAUGUGCCUAAAUCCAACGAUUCUAAACCUCACGAUAAAUGUUCGUUGCAAAAAUGGUUCAAACCCAAAAAAGUCCCAGUUACCAAAGAUGUUAGGAACGUCGAUGAAAGAAUCGAGGCGAAACGUGACCAUACGAGUACGUCAAUUGUGACAAAUGAGCAAGAUGAACUUAUGGUGACUGAUGAUUCUGCCUCAUCGCGACAGCUGGAUGCUCAGAAAGCCGGCGAAGGCGAAGACGAUGGCGAAGACGAAGACGAUGACGUUUCUGCGGUCGAUGAUAGCGUGAAUUUGUCGAUCGAUGUCGAUGUAUCCGAGAAUGAUGGCAGUUUUAGUAAGACAGAAUCAUCUGCACCGGAUACGCCUACUUCCAAGUUGAAUGUCAAGAAGAAAUUGAGUGCCAAACAGAAGAUGAAACGAGAAGAAAUCGAAAUGAAGAGAUUAGAAAAAGAGAGACUGCGAAAAGAAAAAGAAAAGAAAAGACUGGAAGAGAAAGAAGAAAAACAAAGACUGAAAGAAGAAAAGGAAAGAAAGCGUCUUGCGGAGUUGGAAGCAAAAAAUGAAGAAAAACGACAAAAGGAAGAAGAUCGCAAAGCCAAAGAAGAUGAAAAGAAAAGACAGAAAGAAGAAGAACGUAAAUUGAAGGAAGAAGAGCGCAAACAAAAAGAAGAAGAACGCAGGCAAAAAGAAGAAGAAAAACGACAGAAAGACGAACAAAAACGUCAAAAAGAAGAGCAAGAAAGAAAAUUGAAAGAAAAAACUGCCGCCGCUUUCACUAAUUUUUUCUUACCGAAAAAUAAAGAAAUUCCCAAAGAGCAGCCGGAUAGCUCCGAUAGAAUCGAUUGUACCACAUUUAUGCCUUUCGAAGUUAAAGAGAAUAUGAGACUUGCCAGCGUUCAUAGAGUCAAUGUAUCCGCCGAAGCGCUUCGGCUUCUCGAUGAAAUUCUACAAAAAGACGAAACCUUGCCGAAAGAAUCCUUAUAUCUAGCCGCUCUGAAAUCUGAACAUUAUAAACCGGGUAAAAGCGAUAACACGUGGCCGUUGAAUGCGACCGAAGACGACGACGAUGUCAUGAUCGUCGGCGAUGAGCACAGUUUACCAGCUGCUGAAAUGCCGAUGAGGUAUCGGUGUAAAUUAAUUCAAUUUCACGAGAAUAGAAGGCCCGCUUAUCGGGGCACGUGGAGGAAACAGAGCAAAACAGUAUCUGGGCGGACACCUUUCAAACACGACGAAAUUUUUGAUUACGAAGUGGACUCGGAUGAAGAAUGGGAAGACGAACCUGGUGAAGACCUCGAAGGCGGAUCAGAAGAUGAAAAAGAAUCCGAAGAUGAUUACGAAGUAGACAACGAAGUAUUCGUUCCUCACGGUUAUUUAAGCGACGAAGAAGGUCAAAAUGACGAUGGCUUGGAUUCGUCUCCUAAAACUAACAAAUUGAAGUUGAACGUGUUGGAGCGUCAGUUCGAAGAAGAAAUGAAAGAAAAAACCCAUAAACUGAAACCUCGUAUUUUCGGUUGUAUUUGGAUCGAGAACGUGGUCAAGAGUAACGAAGGAGUCACCAACGUGGAAAAUUUACUUCUCACCUUCCGAGCGGUUUACAACGAGCAGAGGACGCCGUUUUGCGUGCUUUCCGAGGCCAACGAAGUAACUCCGCAAAAUACGCCAUCGCUUAAAGCCAAGCCGAAGAACGAGUUCCCGGAUUCGCUGUUACCAGAUUUAGUAAAAUUGGCUCACGGAAACAAGAAAAAUACAAAAAUACUCGCCAAAGAAUUUCACGUUUACGUUUUAAACAAAGAUCCUACCUUGAACCUGACGCUUUCUUGCAUCACAAACAAGUUGAAGGAGAUAUCGACUUGGGUUUCGAAUAUAGCUUGCAGACUAGUCAGCGAUGAAAUCAGAAAUCAGUGCGGAUUAAACGAGUUAUCUCACGCGGAAAACUCGUGGAAGUAUAUGACGAUCGCGGAGAAGCCUGUUUGCGAGAAAACUCCGAAGCCAGAUCCUAUCGAGAAAUGUACGCAACUGCUCGGCUCGGCCGCAGCUCCCAUCUCGCCGAUGCUUAAAGAAAUCCCAAAAAACAAGUCAUCCAUCGAAAAGUUUGUUAAAGUGCUUACGCCGGAAGAAAAGCAAAUGGCUUUUCACGAAAAUACCUCGGAGAAGAGCGACAAACCGGCGACGUGUGCGCCAGCUACGAGUAUAACCGCUCAAAAACCCAAACCUAAAAACGAUAUUACCAAGUUCAUCAAAUUCGGCACCGGCGUCGGUAAAAGCGUAGAGAACGAAUCGUUCAAAAUUAACUCGCAUCAGCGACAGAUUUCGAUCGAUUUAACCGCAGACGAUUCAAAUCCUUCGGACGAAUCGUCGAAUCGACCAACUAGCGAAGCUGUAGAUUCGAAAAAUCAAACUGUCGCCGUCGAAUCGCCUGCGGCUUCCAAAAGUACGCCAAAUAAGCCGGUCAAUAUCCUAGUUCCUCGUAAAGUACCUAGAAGUGCGGCCACCGCAAACGUUCUAAUACCGAGAAAAACGCCCGGCCAAUUUGCCGCUUCGGCCAACUCGACCGAAAUGCCUCCACCUAAAACGUUUAAUUUCAACGAAAUGAAAACGCAGAGUAACAACACCUUUACUCCGAAAAGAUUGCUCGACUCGUUGAACAAAACCGAUCUCCCUAAAACUGUUAACGCUUUUCUUCCGAAACGCGCUAAAGAUGUGAAAAAUUCGGAAAAUCUUAAACCAGUCAACGUUCUUACGCCUAGACGAGCUAACGUCGCCAAACACGACAGUAAAAUAACUGCGAGCCCGUCGUGUUCCAAACCGGUCAACAUUUUAAUUCCGAGAAGAGCUAACGAUAAAGACGUAAAGAAGAUUGACGCCGGCGACGUCCGAAAGGACGAACCGAAAACACCGGACAUCCGUGAAACCAAAGAUAUCGCGCAGGAUGACGCUAGUAGCGAUUUUACACUUUGUAUCGAAUCAAACGAUGCGCCCGAUCAAGAAAUGUGUAGAGAAAGCGGCGGCGAUACCGAGCUCGAAAAGUGACCGUUUAAUGCAUUUUGUAUCUCGUUAUCUCGAUCGAUGCUGAAUUUUAAGUACAUACCUAUGCGAAUCGUCGGAAUUAUCGUAACCGAAAUUCGAUUCCCCGUUCGCGUUGGUCGAAUGAAUUACUCUUGAAAACUGGUACGUUCGUGCGAGUUGCGCACUGCCUACCUGUACCUACUUCACUCGUCGUUGUUGUUUGUCUAAUUGUGAACGUUUUGUUUAUAGUUUUAUUUCAUUAACUGAAAAUUUUAUGCGUGUAUAAUAAAAAUCGUGUAUAUUAUCUA